CAAAGUGACACAUCUCGAAACAUCCAAAGAUGCUGCUCCUGACGGUAUCACUUUUCUGCACCUUUAUUUGUAUUUAUUGCAUCUACGAUUGCAUGAAGCCGAGAAAUUAUCCACCCGGGCCAAUGUGGAUACCGUUACUCGGAUGUUUACUGAAGUUUUCACGGCUACGUUCGAAAUACGGAUACAUUUAUCUGGCUCUGCAAGACCUGGCGCGUACGUAUGGGCCGAUAUUAGGGUUAAAACUUGGUAAUCAAAAGGUGGUGGUGAUUUCGACGUGCGAUCUGGUGAAGAAAGCUCUUCUUCAAGAUGAAUUCAAUAACCGACCAGACGGAUUUUUCUUCAGAGUACGAUCGUUCGGGAAAAGAAAGGGCGUUCUAUUCUCUGAGGGUUCCACUUGGUCGCAGACUCGUAAAUUUACAAUGCAACAUCUGCGGAUGUUUGGCAUAGGUCAGUCCAUUAUGAAAGAACAGUUGACCCUAGAGGCUCGGAAUCUCGUUGAUCAUCUACAACUGAUUAGCGAGCGUGGCGCGGUGAUGAUGCACAGGGUCUUCGAUGUCGCGGUGCUCAACUCGCUGUGGAUCACGAUCGCCGGGCAUAGAUUCGAGUAUGAGGACCAAAAACUGCAAGAAACGUUAGAAACACUUCACAAUGCCUUUAGAUUAAUAAAUACCAUGGGUGGAGUGAUUUCGCAAAUGCCUUUUCUACGUUUCGUGAUUCCGGAAUUGUCAGGCUACAACGAACUAAUGAGGAUUCUCAAUAAGCUGUGGCGCUUCCUCGACGAGGAGAUCAAGAUACACGAGAGAGAAUUAUCCGACCAACCACGUGAUUUGAUUGACGCGUUUCUUUUGGAGAUUCGUAAAAAUAACAAAAAUGAAAAUACGAUUUUUGAUCGUGAGAAUUUAUUGACACUGUGUCUUGAUCUCCUGGCCGGGUCGAAGACGACCACUGACACCUUAGUGACUACGUUUCUCUUCCUGUCGCUAAAUCCGAAAUGGUUGAGGAUACUUCAGACCGAGUUGGACGGUGUCGUUGGUAGGUCACGAGCUCCAACCGAGGAUGAUUUACCAUCCUUGCCACUAACGGAAGCUUUCUUGGCCGAGGUACAAAGAUAUCUAAUUUUGGCUCCACUCGGCGUACAUGCAACCGCGAAGGACGUUUCUUUAAACGGCUACCAAAUUCCCAAGGACACGAUUAUUCUCUUCAACUUUCAUAGUGUUCACAAUGACGAAGUUUACUGGGAAAAACCGAACGAAUUCCGACCACAACGAUUUCUAGACGAGCAGGGUCGAUUCUGUCGGAGUAACUGCAGCUUACCUUUCGGUUUAGGUAAGAGACGCUGUCUGGGCGAGCAGUUGGCCCGCUCCACAUUAUUCCUGUUUUUAACCUACGUCGUGCAUUACUUCAACGUGGAGAUCUCGACCGAGCACGGUAAGCCGGACCUGGACGGCUAUGACGGUUUCACCUUGUCGCCGAAACCAUGUUACUUCAAGCUCACGAGGAGAUCCAGACGCGGGGACGAUUGUCACGCGACCCGCGCGAGCACAUAACGUAGCUGUACAUUUGGACUUCUGCGAAAGGGCAUGAUUUCGUCGAACUCGUAAUGCUUGCGCGUAAAAGCAAGAUUUUCACAGCGUAGAACCAUAAUAAACCGCCGGACCGCGUCGCACCACGUACGAGAUCGAUCAUUAACGGAAACACAGAUCUUUUUGUCAAACAGCUUGUGCUAUGCGUAAUACGUGACACGUAACGCUCAUAACGCAUAACACAUUAUACAUAAUACGAAAUAGGCCGAUUACAAAUAAUCGCGUGCGGCGCGUUUAAAUUGAACGCGAUAACAUGAAUAUACUUAUAGAAGAGAUACGUAAUUAGAUUUAAAACUUCAGACGAAAAUACUUCCUCGGGCAGAAAUUGUUAUGUUGACCUGUUAUGGGCGUUAUUUUUCAAAUCAAUUUAAAAAAUGUUAAUAUUUUUGUUAAUUAAAGUAAGAAUUAAUCAUCGUUUUGAAAAUUCGUUGUGUCUUGUUUAUUUCUUGCUUACGUCUUUUUAUCGUCGAGCUCUCGAAUUAUAUACCUAUAUAGAAACACGGUU
Wasmannia auropunctata (little fire ant) is the source of this 2088-nucleotide messenger RNA. RefSeq names its product probable cytochrome P450 305a1. NCBI's taxonomy places the organism in Eukaryota, Metazoa, Arthropoda, Insecta, Hymenoptera, Formicidae. The transcript has 8 exons. Gene Ontology annotation, cellular component: intracellular membrane-bounded organelle; cytoplasm. The record is from RefSeq and is a predicted model, not a curated record. Bases 30 to 1547 code for a protein of 505 amino acids. Gene Ontology annotation, molecular function: oxidoreductase activity, acting on paired donors, with incorporation or reduction of molecular oxygen, reduced flavin or flavoprotein as one donor, and incorporation of one atom of oxygen; heme binding; iron ion binding. Gene Ontology annotation, biological process: xenobiotic metabolic process.